Molecule: messenger RNA, 4263 nt
Organism: Manduca sexta (tobacco hornworm)
Lineage: Eukaryota; Metazoa; Arthropoda; Insecta; Lepidoptera; Sphingidae
Gene: rad50
Product: DNA repair protein RAD50
Exons: 22
Coding region: 130-4044 (1304 amino acids)
Biological process (GO): telomere maintenance via telomerase; chromosome organization involved in meiotic cell cycle; double-strand break repair
Cellular component (GO): Mre11 complex; nucleus; condensed nuclear chromosome
Molecular function (GO): single-stranded telomeric DNA binding; G-quadruplex DNA binding; double-stranded telomeric DNA binding
Source: RefSeq, a predicted model, not a curated record
CAUUGUCAACAGCGAUUGUCUCUUGGCGCCUGUUUUGCUGUUGUAGCGCGUACCCGGCCUUUCUUUUUACUGGGUUUAUCAUUUACUUGGCGCGAAAUAUCUUUAUAUGCGUAAACUCAUAGAUUCGUAAUGGCAGGGGUUAGAUCUUUAGCGAUUAGAGGCAUAAGAAGCUUUGGUCCGGAGGACAAUGAUGAGCAACGCAUAUCGUUCGAUAAGCCAUUAACUUUGAUAUUGGGACAAAAUGGAUGUGGUAAAACUACGAUCAUCGAGUGUUUACGGUAUGCAAUAACAGGGCAAAUGCCCCCAGGGAGUCGGAAUGAAUGUUUUGUUCAUGAUGCUAAAGUGAACAGAUCUACCGAAGUGCACGGUCAAGUUAAACUGAAGAUCGUAAAUGCAAAAGAUAAACAACUUGAAGUGACGCGAUCUAUGAAAGUGACCUGUUUGGCAAAGAAGAAAACAAAAUUUCAGACUUUAGAUUCAUUUUUGUCCAUCUUAGAUGAAUCUGGGAAAGCUAAAGAUGUGUCGUCAAGAUGUGCCGACUUGGAUUCAGUUAUGCAUGAAGAACUGGGUGUACCUAAAGCUAUCUUGAAUUCAGUUAUAUUUUGCCAUCAAGAGGAUUCUAGUUGGCCACUAGACGAAGGCAAGAAAGUCAAAGAGCGCUUUGAUGAAAUAUUUGAUGCAGAUAAGUACAGUGAUUGCUUUGAUCGACUCAAGAAAAUCAGGAAAGACUAUGCUCAAAAUUUAAAACUUCUUGAACAAGAAGUAGCACAUUUGACUGAAAAGAAACAAGACCUAGACAAAAAGAAACUUGAUGUUGUGAACACAGAAACUAGAAUCUCAGAAGCAGAAUUGAAAGUUGUUGAUUUGAGUCAGGAGUUGAAACCUAUAACUGAAAAGUUGAAUGCAAUCAAAACACUUGAAAAUAACUUAUUAACGUUUGAAGCGAAAAGGGAGAAAAUUAAAGUCAGAUUAGAACAUUCUCGGACUCAAGAAGAGGAAUUGAAGAAGGCCAUCAAAACUCUUUUUGAAGGAACUCUACAAGAAUUGAAAGAAAACAUAAGUAACUAUGAUGCCCAAGCAAAAUCUAAGAAGAAAGAACUUGAUGAGUCUUAUACAAAAAAUACAUCAUUUAAUAAGGAGGAAGAAAAAAUAGCAAAUGAAAAGUCUUCCAACGAGAUAAAGUUCAACAAGCUUAUGCUACUGGAGAGCCAAAAUCAAGAGAAAAUGGACAAAAGAAAUGUAAUGAUUGUCGAAACUGCUAAGUUAGCAGAAGUUGAAGAAAUAAAUGAAGUGGAGUCAAAUGAGGAUGCCGAAAAAGCUUUAAAAACCAUAACUGCAAAAGUGCAAGAACUUAAGAAAGAGUUUAAUGAACAAAAAAAAUUGGCAGAUGAAGAAGAAAAGAAAAUGCAGGCAUUCGUUGAUGAAAGUAGAGAUGCCUGGUCUCGUCACAAACAACAAAUAGCUAGUAAAGAGGUGGAGAUAAACAAAAAUAAAAGGGAAAUGACCAAAUUGGAAAGAGAAAUAAACUCUGUCAAUAAAUCCAAAGAGAAAUUGAAUUUAGUUGAGAAGAAGCUAGCCACAGCCGAAGAGGAAUAUCAAAAGGCACAAGAAGAAAUAAACACCGAAGAAUGCCAACAAGAGUUGAAUAAUGAUGAAUCAAUAAUUGAGAAGCAUGAGCAAGAACUUUCAGAACUAGAUCAAAAGGUAACAAAAUUGCAAAAACAAAGCGCAAAGAUAAAGGAGCGCGACAUGACUGAAGAAUCUCUCAAAACAAAAGAAAAACAAUUUUCGACGUUGAAAAAUAAACAUAUAUCUGCAAUGUCUGAACUACUAGGCACUGUACCGGAAAAAGAUUUUGCUAUUACUAUCAAUAAAUUUGAGUGCGACGUGCGGUCAGAAGUAGAAUCACUCAAGAAGAAACUCAAGGAAAAACAAUUUGAGAUGACAACCUUAGAAGCGGAAAGAAAACACGUGCGGGAAAUGUUGAAUGAGCGCCGAAACGAACUAACGAAAGCCGAAGAUCAAAUGUACAAAGCUUGUGGAACACAAUCUUAUGAAACUACAUUGGCGAAGUACACCAGCAGUGUGGAGAAAUUACAGGAUGAACAAAAUGUGCUCCAAUCGUCAAUGUUUAUUAUUGCUAAAUACAAAGGACAACUGAAGGACAACAACUGUUGUCCCCUUUGCAACCGCGGAUUCGAUAAUGAAUCUGAAGUGACUGAUUUGAUCACACAACUAACAACUCAAGUAAUGAAUGUACCUGCAAAACUGGAGAAAGUUACUGAAGAAUUACAAAGAAACUCUGCUAAAAAGGAUGAAAUACUCAGUAUGAAGUCAUUGAAUGAAAAAAUAACUGUUCUUAAAGAUAAAGAUAUACCACAACUCGAAAAGAGACUGGUUGAGACUGAUACGCAAAUACAAAGCAUUUCGGAGUCCAUUGAUGAAAUAAAAACAUCGCUAGUUGAACCUGAGCAGAAAAUGUCAACGGCAAAACAAAUUCAUGGAGACAUGCCGCUUCUCGAUCGCUACCUUCAUGAAAUAAAAAAUGUCACUAAAAAAUUGGAUACUCUUAAAGAACAGUUAGUAGAUGUAGACACAAGUAUGAAUCUAGAUGAAGCAACAACGAAACAAAGUGAAUUGCGAACUGAGGUCACUACAAUCAGAAAUCGUAUGAAAGCCACACAGAAGAAAUUAAACGCUCACAAUAAAAAAUUGCAAUCUAUGGCUGACAUGAAAAACAAAAUUAAAGAGGAGGUUCUCUCUAUCCAAAAGAAGGUGCAAGAUCUUGUCAAUCUAGAACAAUCCAAGAAACAAUUAGAAGAAACCAGAGAAAAGAAUGACGCUGAAUUAAAAGAACUUCAGGACGCCCUCGGCUCUUUUGACACUGCUUUAAAAGAAAAGAUAAAUGCUAAAAAUGAAGUUGUUGAAAAGAACAAAGGUUUAAUUGAAGUAAAAAAUACGUACAUAACAAAAGUGGUUUCGUCGUUUGAUAAGGUGAAGACCAUUGAUACCGAGAUCAAACAGCACAAAGAAAGGAAUGUCCCGCGUGAAAUGGAAAAAAUUAAGGAAGCGAAUGAAAAACUUAUGGAAAAACAAAAGCAGAUCAUGGAUGAUAGACAAGUAUUAACAAAAAGAAUAGACAGUCUUAAAGACGAGCUGGCGAAACAAGAGAUCUAUAAGAGAGAUUUGGAGGAUAACCUUAAAUUGCGCAACGCACAAACAGAUAUUGAAAACUGCGAAAAAGAAGAUGCUGAGAUUAAUGAAAAAUUGAAUGGACUAAACAGAGAUGAGCUUACAGAGAAAGAAUCUUUGAUCAGUCAGCAAACCAAAAUAUUUAGAGAGAAAGCACAAACUGAAGGAAUGUUGAGUGAACUUAAGGAGAGAUUAAAGAUAAAUAAGGCUGAAUUGAAGAAAACCAUGAACAAAGACAUAGAAAAGAAAUUUAGGGAGAAGAUAUAUGAAUUGCAUGUUACAAAAGCCAUAGACAAAGAUAUAAGAGAUUAUGCUGUUGCUUUAGAAAAAUGCCUGAUGGAAUUCCACAGGGAAAAGAUGGAAAACAUCAAUCUCAUUAUAAGGGAGCUCUGGAGAAAGAUAUAUAGAGGGAAUGAUAUUGAUCACAUUGAAAUAAAGACUGAAGGAAGCGUGAGCACGGAAUCGGACCGUCGCAAAUAUGAUUACAGAGUUGUUCAAUCCAAGAAUGGCGUAGAAAUUGAUAUGCGCGGAAGGUGCAGUGCGGGACAGAAGGUUUUAGCAUGUCUUAUCAUAAGACUAGCGCUUGCUGAGACAUUUAGUACCAGAUUCGGUAUACUGGCUCUGGAUGAACCAACAACAAAUUUGGAUCAAGAAAAUAUUAGGAGCCUUUGCUCAGCACUUGGUGAAAUAGUACAAGAACGUAGGAUGCAGAAGAACUUUAUGUUUAUUAUUAUAACACAUGAUAAAGAGUUUAUAGAGUCGCUAGGUAAUAUUGAUAAAGUUUCUCAUUAUUAUGAAGUCUCUAGAAAUGAACAUGGCAAGUCUAGAGUCAAAAGAAUAAGGUUCACAUAAGUUCUUUUUCCAUAUUCUAUAACAAGUUAUAGCCAUUCCUUUUAAUAGAAAUCAUCCCUUCAGCAAUAGUUAGGAAGGCUGUGCCUUAAUUAUUCAUUAUGCAAUAUAAUCAUUAUAUCUACAAUAUAAGAAAAAUUAUCAUUGAAAAUCUUUUUUGUAAGUUAUAGACAUAGUUUAUUAACAUUUAAUUACUUUAUUAAAUAACAUUUUCUAAAAAAU